UGUGGCCUCAUCUAAAAAAAAGGGCGGGCCUGAGCGUGUGUACUUCAGGGGCCGACAAACGAGGUGUCCUUGAGGAGUUUUAGACAGUUAUGGCAAAACUUGUGAUUAAUUAUACUCUUAAAUUUGGUUAUACAUUGACAACUUAAUCAUACGUUGCAGUUCCCUGGCCGAACAAACGCUAAACCCAUGAGUUCUGCGAGCGGCCGACGUCACACUGCUGCGAAAAAUAGCAAUGGAAGUGAAGCGGUGCAAGGAUUGGUCCAGAAGGUUUAUUCCUCCGAUGGACGCCUUCAUGAUUCCCUGGAGGACGAAAUGAUUGCCUUCCUCACUGACGAUGAAGCCCAACUGCACACAUAUGAUGAUCUCACCAAAGUCAACCCAGUGACACCAACAACAGUUCUGCAAUGCCUGCAGGCCAGAUAUGGAAUGAAGGUGUUUUACACCCACGCUGGCUGCACCUUGGUGGCUCUUAACCCCUUCUGGUCUGUUCCUGACCUUUACUCCCUGGAUACGAUGACAGGCUAUCACUGUUCUCCCAAGCUGAAGGAGUCCAAGCCACAUAUCUUUAUCGUAGCAGAGGAAGCCUACAGAAAUGUUAAGGGUCACUUGGCGCCUGUGGACCAGUCCUUGGUGGUCAGUGGGGAGAGCGGUGCUGGGAAGACAUGGACCUCUCGCUGCCUGAUGAAAUACUACGCCACGGUUGCAGCCUCCUCCUCCGUGUUGGAGAGUCAGGAUACUGUAGAGAGGAUAGAGAGGAGAGUUCUGGACUCCAACCCCAUCAUGGAAGCUUUUGGCAAUGCGUGCACACUCCGCAACAACAACAGCAGUCGCUUUGGAAAGUACAUCCAGCUCCAGCUUGACAGGUGUCAGCUGCUAGUCGGGGCAUCUGUGCAAACAUAUUUACUGGAGAAGACCAGAGUGGCCUGCCAACCUGCUAAUGAAAGGAACUUCCACAUCUUUUACCAGAUGAUGAAAGAGGGCACUGACGCGCAGAGAAAGGAGUGGAAUAUACCACAUGGACACCGCUUUGUGUGGCUGCCAAAUGUUGAAAAGAGCAUAGAAGAGGAUUCUUUUCACGAGACUGUUGACGCUAUGGUCCACAUGGGUAUUAACACCGAAAGGCAGAGACAGAUAUUCAGGAUAUUAGCGGGUAUUCUACAUCUGGGGAAUUUGAAAUUCUUCCUUUCAGCAGAUGAAUCACAGCCAUGCAUCAUAAAGGAACAGUCCAAAGAGUGCUUGCAGAGAGCUGCUGAACUAUUGCAAUUGGCUGCAGAUGAGCUUGAGAUGUGUCUAAGUGUGAGGACUCUCAAAGCAGGGAAACAUAGCGUACACAAGCCUUGUUCCCAGGCGGAGUGUUGCGUGAGGAGAGACUGCCUGGCCAAAAUCAUCUAUGCCCAAUUAUUUGAAUGGCUUGUGGCAUUUAUCAACAACAGCAUUUGUGCUGACAAAUCCACUUGGUGCAACUUCAUAGGUGUUCUAGAUGUUUAUGGCUUUGAAUGUUUCCAAACCAAUAGUUUGGAGCAACUGUGUAUCAACUAUGCCAAUGAAAAACUGCAGCAGCACUUUGUGGCUCAUUAUCUUCAAGCUCAGCAGGAGGAAUAUGUGUCAGAAGGAUUGCAGUGGUCCUUCGUCAAAUAUCAAGACAACCAGAGCUGUUUGGACCUUCUCGAAGGAAGUCCUAUCAGCGUGUUUUCUCUUUUGGAUGAGGAGAGCCGCCUUAAUCGAGCCUCUGACGCCAAGGUACUCAGGAUUCGUUUGGAGAAGGAGCUAAGUGAUAACAGCAGCAUCAGCUGGGAUAAAUUCAGCAAAGUGCCACACUUUACUGUGGCCCAUUAUGCUGGCAAAGUGAACUACAAGAUACAAAGCAUGGUGGAAAAAAACAAGGACCCAGUGGCACCUGAGAUCAUCAGUAUACUUCAGAAGUCUGGCAAUAGCCUGCUUCAGCAUAUUUUUACAGAAAAAGAGAGCGAGCAUUCACCAAACAGGGCCCUCAGUAAAGUCACAGUAGUCUCCAAGUUUAAGAACUCCCUGGAGCGCCUCAUGAGCAUCCUGCACACCACCACUCCUCAUUACACGCGCUGCAUUAAACCCAACUCAGACUGUAAGCCGUUCAUCUUCAAAAAAGAGGAGGUGAUCAUACAGUUGGAGGCUUGUGGGAUAGUGGAGACCAUUCAUAUAAGUGCUGCUGGCUUCCCUAUUAGAAUUCCUUUCAAGUGCUUCAUACAACGCUAUGGAGCCAUUUUGAAAUGCUCAAAAUUCAAGUCACAAACUCCUAAUCUUGCCCAGGUUGGAAGCGACAAUGACUUUCUUCUGCAGGAGGUGCAGAAGGUCCUUGACCUGGUGUUUCAACACUCAGCACACAAUGUUAAAGGGGAACACAAAUCUUUGGUGCACUGUGGAAGAACUAAAGUGUUUCUCACACAGUUAAUGCUAGAUUUACUGGAAGACAAUAGGAAGAUGGUCCUCUCAAGGUGUGCCUUUUCCAUUCAGUGCUGCUGGAUGCGUUACCAGCGCCGUAGACGCCAUGAGCGACAUCAUUCUGCUACUCUGAUCCAAGCAGCGGUGAGGUCUUGGCUUGUAAGGAGGAGCGUCCAGAGAUGGCAUAGAGCAGCGGCAUCUAUUCAGAAAUCCUGAGGGAAAUGGAAGGCACUCAUGAAGUGUUUAGCUGAGGCUGAGCUGGAUAAUGCAGAGGACUUCAUGUCAGAAGAUACCCCUGUGAUUAGGGAACGAGGCUCAGUGCAGCUUUCAACCAUCCAGGAACCCGUCAUGGUCCAAGGCUGGCCCAUUGGGCUGGCUUUGGCGUCUGCACCGUCCAUCACGGUGUCCCUGACGGCCACAGGAUUGCAAAAGAUGAAGUCUGUGGUGGCUUCCCUGAAACUGCCCUCCAGGAGAGGAGAAUAUAAGGUGGAGACCAACCAAAACAUGCAGGGGGUCGCCUCCAUCAGGGCUCAACCAAAGGGAUCUGUAAAACUGCACUGCCAGCGGUCGCCCCUUCUCUACGCAGACAUGCAGCCUGAGCUGAGGAACGACGUCACAGGCUUCAAUGAAAUCCUGCUCGAGAAGACUCUAUAGCAGGAGCGUCCAAACAUUGUCCACUUUCAUACAUCAUGUGCGCUAAAAUGCUAAAACCAAUCCAAUUUAGGUUAAUAUACAGCAGCUGAAAUAAGUAUUUAACACAUUUUUCUCACUAAUUAUAUUCCAAAAUGCUGUUGACAUAAAACAUUCACCAGAUGUUUGAAACAACCCAUGUAAUACAUACAUACAUACAAAGAAAGAAGAACAAAGAACACAAGAAAUUAAGUUGUUAUAGUGGGAAAUGACACAGGUAGAAAGUAUUGAACACGCCAACUGGUUGUAUGCAAUACUUUGUACAAAAGCCUGUUUGCCUCCUGUAUGGAGAAACUACUCGCAUGCUUUCCUCCUCCACGCAAGUAGUUGGCUGUAUGAUUUGGAUCAUUAUCCUGCUGGAAUGUCCACCCUUGUUUCAUUUUCAUCAUCUUCAUAGAUGGCAGCAGAUUCUUGUCAAGAAUGUCUCAGUACAUUUGCCCAUUCAUCGUUCCUCCAACAAUGUGAAGUUUAGCAGUAUCUGAAAUGCAACCUACACCAUCAUGUUCCCAUCUGCAAACUUCACUGUUGGUAUGAUGUUUUUAGGAUGAUUUCUCCUCCCAACUAGGUGUGCAUUAUGGAUCAAUUUUGGUUUCAAUAGACCAUACUAUAUUUUCCCAGUAUUUAACUGGCUUGUCCAAAUGCCAUCCAUCCAUCCAAAUUCUUCCGCUUAUCCGAGGUCGGGUAGCGGGGGCAGCAGCCUAAGCAGGGAAGCCCAGACUUCCCUCUCCCCAGUAACUUUGUCCAGCUCUUCCCGGGGGAUCCCGAGGCGUUCCCAGGCCUGCCGAGAGACAUAGUCUUCCCAACGUGUUCUGGGUCUUCCCUGUGGCCUCCUACCGGUCGGACGUGCCCUAAACACCUCCCUUGGGAGGCGUUAGGGUGGCAUCCUAACCAGAUGCCCGAACCACCUCAUCUGGCUCCUCUCGAUGUGGAGGAGCAGUGGCUUUACUUUGAGCUAACCCCGGAUGGCAGAGCUUCUCACCCUAUCUCCAAGGGAGAGCACCGCCACCUGGUAGAGGAAACUCAUUUGGGUCGUUUAUACCCAUGAUCCUGUCCUUUUGAUCAUAACCUAAAACUCAUGACCAUAGGUGAGGAUCGCAACGUAGAUCGACCGGUAAAUUGAGAGCUUUGCCUUUCACUUCAGCGCCUUCUUCACCCCAAACUGUCGAAACAGCGUCCGCAUUACUGAAGACGCCGCACCCACACAUCCGCCUGUCAAUCUCACAAUCCACUCUUCCCUCAGUCGUGAACAAGACUCCAAGGUACUUGAACUCCUCCACUUGGGGGAGGGCCUCCUCUCCAACCCGGAGAUGGCACUCCACCCUUUUCCGGGCGAGAACCAUGGACUCGGACUUGGAGGUGCUGAUUCUCAUCCAGGUCGCUUCACACUUUUGCUGCGAAAGGAUCCAAUGAGAGCUGAAGAUCCUGGCCAGAGGAAGCCAUCAGGACCACAUCAUCUGCAUCGGCUUGUCCAAAUGUUGUUCAGCAAACUUUAAACAAGCUUUGACAUGCUCUUAUUUUAGAGAAGGGAUCUUGGGUGCAUACAGGCUAUGGCAGUGGAGUGCAUUACUAACUGUUUUCAUUGUGACAACAGUACUUGCUUAUUCCAGGUCUUUUUGAAUGCUCUCCAUGGGUGGUCCUUCACUCUUAUUAUUCUUUGCACUCCUGUUAAAAAUUUUGCGAUGAGUACCUGAUCAGGCAAAUUUAUUGUGGUAUGAUUGGCUUUCCAAUUACCGGUACGUACUGUACUAUGGUCCCAACCGUGCUCACUGUAACAUUCAGAAGCUUAGAGAUAUGCGUCUAUAACCAAUGUCAUUUUUCUGUUCUGCAAUUCAUUUGCGAUGGUCUUGAGACAUCUCUUUGCUCUUACCCAUCAUUAGAUGUGUCUUGACAUAUCAUCACACACAACUUGAGUUCUGAGCUUAUUUAUUCUACUUUCAUUGUAUGUAAGGAUUACUAGGGUUGUUCCCAACAUCUGGUGAAAGGUUCUAUUCAAGAGCACCUUUUAAAAUUAGCGAGAAAAAUGGUGACAUGUUAAAUACUUAUUUCAGCUGCCAUAUUCUAUCUGAACAAAAUAUCCACGUAUUAGCUUUGUGUUGUUGACAAAGCAAAUUAGUUUAAUAUCUAAUCAUAUUCCUCAUAAUGUAUUCAUUAUUUUUUAUAUGUCUCACAUUGGACAGCCCUGCUCUAUAAUUACACUACAGUAUGAAAUGUUUCUUGUUGUAAAACAGCCAGUCCCAGGACUUCGCAAUGUUGCAAUCGUGCCAAUUCAACCAUCCAUUUUGUGUCGCUCGGCCCUUUUAAGGUCGCCUUGGUGGGGGUGGGCAGAUUGGAUGUAGCCUCUGAGCUGCGCUCAAACUUGCGCAUCAACUAUCUAAUCAAUUGCAAAUCAUCUACCUUUGGUAUUAAUGGAAUGCCACAAGUAAUAUUUGAAUGAUUGCAUGUUGUGUAUGUUUGUGUCCCACGUGAAGGGAUGAGUUGAGUUUAAGAUGACGUCAGUGCUGCCUUCAAAUGAGUCUUAGGCUCCGAUCAGUGUCAUUUGUUAAAAGCUACACAUAUCACUCAGGGGCUGUUAUAUGAUUCACACGCACACUGUAGACCAAUUACGGUAUUUUGCUUUUAUAUAUUAGCACCAAAAUACAGUACCCAUAUUGCAUGUGUUGCACAACAAAAGCAAAGAUUGCACAUUCAGAGUUAUAGCAAUGUGCAUUUGAAUCAUGGAGAAAAAAAUGUUGGGGUUUAAAAUAACUGCUGCUUUUAAAUAUGCACACUGUGGGAAUAUAUGCGAAUACUGUUUUACACUUGUAUGUGAGUGAAGUUUUUUUGUCAAAUUAAAUGGAUUUUCUUUUUUGUAAUUUGAAUACUGCUGUAGGUUUUUACUCGACAUACAGACACUAUUAUAAGGAUGUCAGUCUGGUGUGUGUACCCAAAAGAUUCUAACCAAGAAAAUGAACCAUGUAAUUUUUAUUUGCUUUGAUGAAAACGUGUUGUCAUACAUUCAACAACAAUCCCUUUUGUACAUCCUCUUAUUUUCUAUACAAAAUACAAAUGUGCUCCCAAACACAAAAUCCAAUAAAUACAGUACAGAUUUA
This is a messenger RNA of Nerophis ophidion (straightnose pipefish), 6197 nucleotides long. Its product is annotated as unconventional myosin-XIX. Gene Ontology annotation, biological process: actin filament organization; vesicle transport along actin filament. Gene Ontology annotation, cellular component: actin cytoskeleton; myosin complex; vesicle. NCBI's taxonomy places the organism in Eukaryota, Metazoa, Chordata, Actinopteri, Syngnathiformes, Syngnathidae. Bases 187 to 2634 code for a protein of 815 amino acids. The transcript has 24 exons. The record is from RefSeq and is a predicted model, not a curated record. Gene Ontology annotation, molecular function: ATP binding; microfilament motor activity; actin filament binding.